Messenger RNA from Sebastes umbrosus (honeycomb rockfish), 1841 nucleotides. RefSeq names its product methyl-CpG binding domain protein 4 (gene mbd4). Bases 251 to 1639 code for a protein of 462 amino acids. The record is from RefSeq and is a predicted model, not a curated record. Gene Ontology annotation, biological process: base-excision repair. The transcript is spliced from 8 exons. Gene Ontology annotation, molecular function: pyrimidine-specific mismatch base pair DNA N-glycosylase activity; DNA binding. Gene Ontology annotation, cellular component: nucleus. Lineage: Eukaryota; Metazoa; Chordata; Actinopteri; Perciformes; Sebastidae.
CCGUUUGCAUGAUUCGUUCUCACUGCGCAUGCUCAGAUCUGCUCGCUUCUUCCUGUGUGAAAGACAACAGAGAGCUCAGCACACCCAUGAGUCUGCUGCAUCAUACAUGCCUGCACUCCUGUGAGAAAGGAAGGAGAUAGAGGUAAAUAAGACCAGGAAUGGAUGCUGCUGAUGUUUGAGCUUCAAGGGGGACUCCAUCACUUCAGAAUCCACCGGGUCCAACAACAACAACACCAGCACACCUCUCAAAAUGCAGUCUAGCUGUGAUAUCCAGCUGGAAAACAGUGGAGACAUAACUAACCAAAGUCACAAGGACGAGGAUGACUCAUCCCGUACUUCCGCAUUGCCCGGUGGGUGGAUCAGAGAGGUGAGGCAGCGGAAAGCAGGGAAGACAGCAGGCAAAAUGGACAUCUACAUUACAAGUCCCCAAGGGAAGAAGUUCCGCUCAAGAUCAUCCCUGCAUGCUUUCCUCCUGAAAGAUGGAGAAGGAAACUUAGACAUAAACCUUUUUGAUUUCACCACAUCCAAGGACGAUGUCGUCACCACUUCACAGUUACUCCCCUCCCGAGUGAAACAGAGGAGAAAGAAAAAAAGACAUGCAGAUGGACAGCAGGAGACAACAGAAGGUGUAACAGAAAUACUCGAUCCACCUCCAAAUAAAUCUAAAAGAGCCUCUUCCUCCCUCAGAAGUGAUGCUAAACACAAAAAAGUAAAGAGUGCAACUGUGAAGUGUUGCAAACAAGCUGCACCUUCAGCUACAGAGGAUGAUGUCAAACUGCAGAGGAGCCCUCAGAGGGCGGGUCAGCUGAGAGAGAAGCUACUCAGACUGGCUCCUUCCAGUAACCAACAAAACACUCUCAUUGUUCACAAGGACGACGAAAAAGAGGAAGACUUGCUGCCUUCUGUCCCGACUCUGAAUGUUGAACCUGCCACUGAGAGCGAGAACGAGGGUGAGGAUGAACGAGGCGGAGACGAGAUACAGAGUGAAGGUGGCAACAAGCCUAAUUCUGAACUGGAGGCUGACAGUUACAAGGAUGAGGAAGAGGAGGUGUUGUUGGUACCUGACAUCACUAGUGGGAGCUGCACACAAGUGAGAGAUUCCCAGAAUAGGUCCAAGAGUGUGGAAGACAAACGGAAAACGAGCCCUUAUUUCAGCAGGAAACCCCCCACUGAUGGCCUUAGCCCACCCAAGAGGAAGGCCUUCAAGAAGUGGACACCUCCUCGCUCACCCUACAACCUCGUACAGGAAACCCUGUUCCACGACCCCUGGAAGCUCCUAGUGGCCACCAUUUUUCUGAAUAAGACCACUGGCAAGAUGGCCAUACCAGUACUGUGGCAGUUCUUUGAGCAAUACCCGUCUCCAGAGGUGACCCGGGAGGCCGACUGGAAGCCCCUGUGUGAACUCAUGAAGCCACUAGGCCUGUAUGAGCUCAGAUCCAAAUCAAUCAUACGCUUCUCAGAUGAAUAUCUAAAUAAACAGUGGCGUUACCCCAUCGAGCUGCACGGUAUUGGGAAGUACGGCAACGACUCUUACAGGAUCUUCUGUGUGGGAGAGUGGAGAGAGGUGAAACCUGAAGAUCACAUGUUAAACAAAUACCACGACUGGCUGUGGGAGAACCAUGAAACACUUGGAAUCUGAAACGCAACGUAUGAGGAAGAUUUGCUGUGGCGCAGCAGACAAGAAAAUCAGUUACAUCACAUAAACAAUACACAUAACAAUAUUAAUAUUAUGAUGAAUUUGCAAUGUUAAACCCGCAUCCCUUUAAAAUUAUGCUGUUUUAUUUAUUCCUUUUAAAAAGUUUUACUCAAUGUGCAAUAAAAUGUUUUAAGUGGUUUAAAAA